Vigna unguiculata (cowpea) is the source of this 2902-nucleotide messenger RNA. Its product is annotated as putative cyclic nucleotide-gated ion channel 7. Gene Ontology annotation, biological process: monoatomic ion transport; transmembrane transport. NCBI's taxonomy places the organism in Eukaryota, Viridiplantae, Streptophyta, Magnoliopsida, Fabales, Fabaceae. Gene Ontology annotation, cellular component: membrane. The record is from RefSeq and is a predicted model, not a curated record. Gene Ontology annotation, molecular function: monoatomic ion channel activity.
UCUGAAGACCCAUGUACAGUCCCUUUUUCCCUCUAAUUUCAUCUCUUCUCAUUCCUCCGCAAUCCCCAAUAUACCAUAACAUUGUACAAUCAAAGCCUUCAAAGAAACUGCCAGAUAGAUUUUUUAUUUCUGGCGGUCUCUAUGUAAUUUCUUCAAAAUGUUUGACUCUGGUUACAAGUCACAGUAUAUUGGAGGCCAGAAGGAGAAGUUCGUAAGGUUGGAUGAUCUGGAUUCGAAUUUGUCUUAUCAAUCAAGCUCAAGUGGGAUGAAAAAAUUAAGAUUCAAUUUAGAUUCUCUGCCACUUCCUGGUCGAGGAAGAAAAAGGGCAUCGAAAUCGUUUAGGCUAGGAGUGAAGAAGGGUUCGGAUGGACUAAAAACAUUUGGAAGAUCGCUGAAGAGUGGGGUGACAACAUGGGCAGUGUUCCCUGAAGACCUUAAAGUUUCAGAGAAAAAAGUGUUCGACCCUCAAGACAAGAACCUUCUGUAUUGGAACAAGUUUUUUGAGAUUCUAUGCAUUUUUUCUGUGGCUUGUGAUCCCUUCUUCUUCUAUCUUCCUUAUUUCAACCACAAAUCAUUUUGCCUCGCCAUAGAUAAUGAGCUAGCAAGUUUUGCUGUCACAUUGAGAACAAUAUGCGACGCCAUUUAUCUCAUCCGCAUAAGCUUUCAGUUCAACACUGCUUACAUUGCACCAUCAUCUCGGGUAUUUGGACGAGGUGAACUUGUCAUAGAUCCUACAAAGAUUGCCAAGAGAUACUUACGACGUUACUUCCUCAUUGACUUCUUUUCUGUGCUCCCUAUACCACAGAUUGUAGUGUGGAAAUAUCUUUACAGAUCAGGGCGUGUAGAGGUUCUGGAAACAAAAACGUUACUGCUGAGAAUUGUGAUUCUGCAAUAUUUUCCGAGAUUUAUACGUUUUCUACCUUUAGCUUCUGAAGUUAAAAAGACAGCUGGUGUUUUUUCUGAGAACGCACUGCUCGGGGCCAUGUACUAUUUGAUCUGGUAUAUGCUUGCUAGUCACAUAACUGGCUCUUGCUGGUACUUACUAUCCAUUGAACGUAAUGACACCUGUUGGAAGAAUGCUUGUAGAGCAGUUGAAGGGUGCAAUACACAUUUCUUGUACUGUGCGAAUUCCAACAAGCAUAUGCCAGGGUAUGAUAGUUGGAGAAACGUUAGCGAAACUGUUCUGAAAAGUCAGUGCUAUGUGGAGGAUGGUUCCUCAGAAUUUAGCUAUGGAAUCUUCUCUCAAGCUAUAGAGUCUGAUAUUGUGGCUUCCAUAGAAGUUUUUCCUAAGUUCUGUUACUGUUUAUGGUGGGGUCUUCAAAACUUGAGUACACUUGGUCAGGGGCUUCUAACCAGUACAUACCCUGCAGAGGUUAUGUUUUCCAUAGUAAUAGCUAUUAUGGGGCUUAUCCUUUUUGCUCUUCUGAUUGGAAACAUGCAGACCUACCUUCAAUCAAUGUCAGUUCGUCUUGAGGAAAUGAGGAUCAAAAGACGUGACUCUGAGCAAUGGAUGCAUCAUCGUUUGCUUCCCCCAGAACUAAGGGAAAGAGUGAGACGCUAUGAUCAAUACAAGUGGCUGAACACCCGUGGUGUAGAUGAAGAGAGCAUAGUUCAGAGUCUUCCAAAAGAUCUCAGGAGAGAUAUCAAACGGCAUCUUUGUUUGAAUUUAGUCAGAAGGGUUCCUCUCUUUGCCAACAUGGAUGAGCGUUUGCUUGAUGCUAUAUGUGAGAGAUUGAAGCCUAGUUUAUAUACAGAGGGAACUUACAUAGUGAGGGAAGGGGACCCAGUUAAUGAGAUGCACUUCAUCAUACGUGGGCGUCUAGAGAGUGUGACCACAGAUGGUGGAAGAAGUGGGUUUUUCAACAGAGGUCUUCUGAAGGAAAAUGACUUCUGUGGAGAGGAGCUACUAACGUGGGCAUUGGACCCAAAAUCUGGUUCUAACUUACCUUCAUCAACAAGAACUGUGAAGGCUAUAAAUGAGGUGGAGGCAUUUGCUUUGGAAGCAGAGGAGUUGAAAUUUGUUGCUUCCCAGUUUAGGCACAUCCACAGCAGACAGGUUCAGCACACCUUCCGUUUCUAUUCACAGCAGUGGAGAACAUGGGCUGCUAUCUACAUUCAAGCUGCGUGGAGGCGUCAUUGCAGGAGGAAGAUAGCAGAACAGCGCAGGAGGGAGGAAGAAGAAUUAUAUGACUCUGAUGAUUAUGACAACAGUGAUGAUUCUGCAAAAGCCUUGGUCAAGCAUUCUGAUGCGGCUGCUUUUCCCUCUUCUAACCUUGGACUUGCUACAACAGUCUAUGCAUCUCGCUUUGCUGCAAAUCUUCGUGGUCAUAGGCGUCGUGAUUCAAGUUCCAAGGAGAUACUCACACUCCAAAAGCCUCCAGAACCUGACUUCAGUGGUUUUGAUGAAAAGUGAUCCUCCUCCUCUUGUGGUUCAACCUGACUUGCAAGAUAUGCAUUCAUCAGUUGAUAUCACUAACGGUGUAGGCUUACGAGGUUCCACAAAUUUUUGUUUGGGUAACCUAGAACACGAGUCUAGGUUUGUUUAAUUUCUACUGAUGUUUUUUUAGAUAUAACAUCUAAUUGCACGCCAUUUUGCAUACGUCUGCAGGCUUGCUAGUAUUAGCUGUCAUGGUAUGUCUGCAAAUUUCAAAAUAUUUACCUAUGAGCAUAAUGUAAACUAUGCUUUCUAUUAACAGUGUACAAAAUGUGUAAAUGAUUAUACCACCAUUAAUUAUAUUUAGCACUUUCAAGCAGCUUAAGACUCAAUAAAACACGUCAAUAAGACUCAUGUCGAUUCUUCUUGUCUCCUAUACAAAGCAAGGAUUACUGAUAAAAAAUAAAUUAUCUUCCUUGAAUAUAUGUGAGCACAGCCAUUGACCACUACAUGCCGACAUACUAAAAA